CACGAAUGUUACUCGCAAUAAUUACUGUGCGCCUCCAUUAUAUGUACGAAAAAUGUGCACGAACGUUAUGCACCGAUGGAUUAAAUUUGAAUUCCUCUCCAUCGCGACGAGUGGGAUCCCCUCCUCACCACAGCAUUACGCACUUAACGAAAGGCUCUCAGCAGCGACAACCAGUCCAGCGUCCGCGUCCGUAAAAGCAAGAGUCGCGCCGCGGAGAGUCGAGCGGGAGAGCAACCAGUUAACCGUUAACGGAGCUCAGCGAUGGACUGGCGACUCGUUGCCAGGAGUGGUAUCACGAGUUUCUCGCCAAUAAGAACCGGCGUUUGAGAUGAGAGGCUGGAUUUUUUGGUGCGUCUGCCUUAAGGUUAUCGUCGUGAGAGGCUCCCGGAAAAAUUCUCAAGGAAGUCUCAUCGUGCCUUCAAUCGAACUUUCCGCGUCGCAAGGGUCUUCCGCGGACCGGGGUACAGGAUUUUACUCGGGACUUAUCCAAAAUUUGAAUGAGAAGUUGGACCAAGUGCAAAAUGUGCCCACUUACAGAUUUACGAAGGAAUUAUGGUUGGAAAAAGUGCGCGACCGGCCGGUGGAGUCCGCGGCAUACGGUGCCACUUACCACGCUACUUUCGGCAGUGUUGUGAAAAAAGGCAUGGAUUUGUUCAAAAGCCAUUCGCUUCUUUGGAAUUUCGCGCCAGGGUUGGAUUUAAAAGUCGGAAGCGAGACUUCAGGAAGAUUCGACGCCACGGUUCAACCUAGUGCCAUAGACACGAGGACGUUUGGUAGAUUCGGAAUGCGUCGACGAAUUGUAUUUGCCUUACUGCCGAUCAUGUACAAGAUGGGCGUGAUCACAACCCUCUUGGUCGGUCUCACAGUGUUCACCCUCAAGGGACUCACCAUCGGCGUCGUCCUGCUCUUCCUCACACUCACGAGCACGAUCCACAAGCUCAAGUACGGUUGGAGCUACGGCGCCCACACAGCCGCUGCUGCGCCAGCCAAGAGUGUGCACAUCCACAUCCACAGCGGUGGAGGAGGGCCCGGGCUCGGAUUCGAGCACGCUCAGUAUGGUCAAUCGGUUCACGCCGGCGGCGGUGACUGGGAAAGGCAUGCGCUUCCGCCGUUCAGUGGGCCAGACAUCCAGUACCAUCAUCCCACCACGGAUGGCUUCCGUCCUACCACUGCAGGAUCCUCCAGUUACUAUUACCAUUAAUUAAUUAAUUCCCAACUAGCAUGUGAAAAAAACAUCGACUCUGCGAACCGAACAAUCAGUAGGUAAGUAGGCGUUUUUUGGUUCUAAAGAUUGAGUUCCUAUACAGUAAAAAAUUGUAACAUUUAUCGCCGCGUUCUACUCGCGGGAUCGCUCUAAAUAACAGGACGGAGAUGAAGAAAAACCAAUAGACGAAUAUACUCGACUUAUAGGUGUAGAGAUGUAUAUAUCCUUAUAGUCGACGUAUUUUCGCCUACUUAGUGGUUUCUUCGUCUGUGACCCAAGUUUUUAAUCCCAAAAUUUUAAGUGAUCUUGCGGAACGUCGAACGAAUGGCGUCUCACUCGACGUUUUUAUUUUUUAAUGCGUAGUCAAACGAGUCUGUCGCCUCAGAAAACCGAACUGAAUUCCAGUUCGGAGAACCGGUGGUUCAGUUUUACGAACCGCAAAACUUUACUUACUCUAUAUAAACUCUUUAUAUGUCGACCGAAGUUUUCCCGUUUGGUAAACUGAAACUUUCGGUUCGUACAACUGAACCUUCAUAGCUGUACCAAAUGAAGCUGUCGGUUAUCUUAUCUGAGAGCUCAGUACCUACUUGAACCGAAAAGCGCCUACUGCACUCGCUAUUUCGUUCGUAUAACCGAAUGCGAAGUUUUUACUCGCUCAUUUUUCUCCACGCGGCACCAGAUUGCAUACCCCUGCUAAAAAAAGGUGAGCAGGCCGAAAUACUUACAUCAGUAAAAAUUGAGGUCACGAAACCAAAGUAUUCCAUAGAUAUGUAAGGAGAGGGCAUCUACUCAUGUCAGUGCCUACAACUGUUUUUUCUUUUUCGCUUACCUAAGGUACUGUAUCUGAUCAGGGAGUCAUCUUCAUAUUAUGUACAAUUCAAAAGUAAUCUAUUUUUGGAUCCAGAAUUAUGUAUUUUUGAUGUGAUAAGUUUCGAAAAUGUCAGUACCACACUGUCGUAAUAUCGGCAGGAUCUCUACUUUUAUCACUUAGGUAGUUGGAUCUUUAAUCGUAAGCAUGGAUCAAAAAAGAUUGGAAUUGAGAGAUCAUCAGGUGUACGGAUUUUUCCUCGUAUGAGCAGAAAUUUAAUUGAUAACAGUAUUGACGAUCAAAUUAAUAUCAGCAGAAUUAGUUACCUUUUUCUACUUAUCAUUUUCGGCAGGGAUGAGCAAGCUAACUCUCUCAAAGUUUUCGAGAAUACUUCUCCUCGUACCUCAUACAUCGUCAUUUGAAGAAUGGAAUUACGAAAUAUGUUAGUUGCCAGAGAUGCGUGCAUGGUGAUGUACUAACCGCACGUUAAUUUAUACAACUACAGUAGGAGCUUUUUAUCGAAAUUUAUUUUCUAAAUUCUGGUCUUGAUUUUUGGACAAUAAUUGUGAAUUAUUCCGUUCAAUUCUCGUUCAAUCAGAGAGUCGGCUCGGUCGCAUUACUUCAGCAACAACCAAUGCCACUUGGGAUGUUAAUAUGUAAGUUUCAAUCAUCGUUUAUAUUUUAAUGAGAAAAAUAAGUCUUAAAGACAUCAAUAAGCUUCGUGUGCUCAACUAUAAGUAAAUUGUGUUUCCUACCUUAAUUUUACAUUUUUUGCAUGCGAAAUUUUCUUUCACCACCGUGCGAUGGGAGCGGAGGUUCGAAAUUGUAGAAAGCAAGCCAACAAUGUAAGUAGGGCAAAAAAAUUGCACUGGAUUCUUGGGCGGCUCUUGGUUUUUUUUCGUGUCACGGCAGUGAAUGCAUAAAGUACUUUUAAAGGACCCAAUGCUCCAUUUUUUUGCUUUCGGAAAGUUCACACGCACUGCGUAAAGGCCAUGGAGAUCCAAAACUUUGCAGAAGGAAAGUUAGUGCCCUUGGGAAGGAGGGAAGAUUAACUACACGCAGAUUUUUCAUUAAGUACACGCAGAUUUUUCAUCGUGAGACCAGUGAUAUCAAUUACCAUCAUGUAACUCGGAACAGCUUCCUUAAUUGGAACAAUUGGGGAUUUUUUCGUCUGCAGUUUGUGGUAGACCUGUUCAUUUUUAUCAAUGUUUGUUUGUUUUUACGUUCAGAUCUCACCAGCUCUAGGUUUAAGGCAUGGAAUGAACGAGGACAAACAUUUUUUUUGUCGGUAAAUCCUAUUCUUUUUGUUUAAUUUCUUCCCCUUUCAUUGAAAAUGUGUUUAUAAUUGUUCCUGCCAGUGCAAACUUCUACUGAACAAUCGGCAUGGAUGACAGUGCUUCUUUGAAGUUUCUGUUCAUCCGUUCAUAGCUUUCCACGGAUGAAAACCUUUUAAAAUUCCGAAAUAGCAUUUAUCUUGGAACAUGUCAUGUUACCUACUUAUUAGCAACUAAUAUUUUUUGCUCCCUUUUCCAGCAUUACCAAUUAGUAACUAAGUUUCACCUAGAAAAAUUCGAGGUUUAUCCACUUUGAAUUUAAAACUUUUAAAGUUUUGCCAUUUGUACUACUUUUCUACUUCGAAGAAUGGAAAACCCGGAAUAGUGUACUUUGGCUGUUUAAUAAAUAGAUGUUACAGUUUAA
Messenger RNA from Bemisia tabaci, 3710 nucleotides. RefSeq lists its product as uncharacterized. Gene Ontology annotation, cellular component: membrane. The record is from RefSeq and is a predicted model, not a curated record. NCBI's taxonomy places the organism in Eukaryota, Metazoa, Arthropoda, Insecta, Hemiptera, Aleyrodidae.